Messenger RNA from Puntigrus tetrazona (Sumatra barb), 3531 nucleotides. It is a transcript of the gene il17ra1a, whose product is annotated as interleukin 17 receptor A1a. Gene Ontology annotation, molecular function: interleukin-17 receptor activity. NCBI's taxonomy places the organism in Eukaryota, Metazoa, Chordata, Actinopteri, Cypriniformes, Cyprinidae. The record is from RefSeq and is a predicted model, not a curated record.
AGUUUUACAAAUAAAACUAUAGAUAUUACUAGCCUAUUUAGAUCAGUCCUAUAUAUAAAUAGGCUAGUAAUGUGUAUAGUUGUAUUCGCUUCUAUUUUGAACAGACUGAUAAACUGGUCUACAUACAACGGUGAAGUAGCGCCCCCACGUGGAAGGAAAAAGUUUGGAAGGGCAACGUUUUGAUUAUGCAUGCAAAAUAAAAAGCUGUAGCAGUUUAAUAAAAAAAAAUAUGGUCAUUUAUACAAUGUAAAGGUUUUAAAAUUCAUUCAUUCAGUCGUUUCCAUUGUUCCAUUGCCUUGUUGGCACUCAUCCUCUCCCACAGCCUACUUUAUUCUUGUUCUCUUUGCGUGGCAUAAUCUCCUUUUUAAUGUCUGUGUGAAUUGUAUUCGAUGCUAUAGUAUUAAUGAAUAAUAUUUAUUCAGACUAUCGCCGAACAGUUUCCUACAGCGUUUCCAGAGCACACGAGGUGUGAGUCACCGCUUUGCAUAUUACAAUAAUUCCAGGAAGUUUUUUUUAGGUCGACUGUUUCCUGCACCUACGCUACCUUGUUUACUGUACUCUUUGUCGCUGUCGACGUCGCUCGUCUGUUAAAAAGGUGUUCAAAAACGAGCAUUCAUUCGGCUUUAGUGAGCUUUGUGUAUGUUAGAAGGCGAAUCAUGAAGUUCCUGUACCUGAGAGGUGCUGUGUUUUUCACCUUCAUACCUGCGGCACUAAAUCUCAUGCUCAUGGAUGACGGGCGCUCUCUGAACUGUACACAAGAGGAAAUACGAUGCACAGCAGAGUUCCAUAACUGCAUGUAUAAAGAAUGGCUGACUCCUUCAGAUUUCACUCCUAGUGGACCAGAUGAUUUAACACUGCGUGUUGAUGUAAGAAGAAAUACGAAAGGCCAUUUGGAACCGGUGAUUGUGGCAGAAUGGAAAGCAAGGGAUGAUGGAAGCAUAAUUCACUUGAAAGGAACAGAGUUUAGUGUGUUAAAGUCAUCCACCAAUGAAAAUCUGUGUGUUCAUUACAAGUUCCUCGAUGUUUUUAAGUCCAUGAGAAAUAAGGCAGACGAAAAGUGGUCUUUUUCUCUGGAUAAAGUUGUGGUAGAUCCAGGCAGCACAUAUGUAGUGACCGUCUCCAACCUUCCCAAAUCAAAUUUAAAACACACCAGUUACAAUAUCUCCAAAAAGGUUAAUGUUCCAGGUUGUGACGAUCCUUUGAUGCGAACGAGCAGAAUCUGUUUUGAAAGAGGGUAUACAUGGCAACCCAAUAUUACUGUAGGAAGGACCACAGGUGUGAAUAGCGAGGAUAUUCUGUACGUUACAUUCAAUCCUGGAGAGAACAUCGAAAAAUACAAUGUGUUUCUGAAGUGCUACAGCGUCGAGCAAAUGAAGACACUUUAUAAUGAGAGCAAGCCAUUACUAAAUGUCACAUAUGACCUGGAGGACUGGCCACGGACAUGCUGUCAUUUUGAUGUUCAGAUCCAGCCAUUUCUCUGGAAGUGUGGGAACGACUGUCGUCGAAAGAAUCACAAGUUUAACAUAUGUGGUCCUGUACCAACAAGCCCUCCUGAGACCAACUCAGCACUCUGGAUCAUUUCUGUUGGACUAUGUCUCUUAAUUUGUGCCAUAGGUAUUUGUGCAAUUUAUUUGCGCUGCAAGAAACAAUCGCAAGAAAAGCCAAACAAUGAAGUUACUCUAGAACAGCCAUUUUCACCCGGUCCUCGAUCUGUAUUAAUCAUCUACUCCAGAGAUCACCCCCUUUACACAGACAUAGUCCUGAAGCUUUGCGCCUUCCUGCGGGCCAAAUGUGGCAUGGAAGUUGUGCUAGACCUACUUGACACGACUUGGCUCGGCACUAUCGGCCGGCUACAGUGGCUUGAGGAAAAAAAGCGACAGAUCGAGCAGUCGUCAAACAAGAUUUUGGUCCUUUGCUCCCGAGGAGUGCAAGCCAAGUGGGGUGCGAUGUGUGGAGAGCCUCGCAUCCUCCUCCGGGAAGACGUACGCUCUCCGAUCGGUGAUAUGCUGACUCUCGCCCUUCAGCUGAUUACACCUGAUAUGCAGCGUCCGGCUUCCUACGGGAAGUAUUUGGUGGCUUACUUUGACGACGUAAGCAGCGAAGGCGAUGUGCCAUCUAUGUUUGACAUUGCGGUAAAAUAUAAGCUGAUGAAGCAUUUCGAGGAGCUCUAUUUCCGUAUCCUCGAUGUGGAGAAGUAUCAGCAGGGAGUGAAGCACUGCAUCGAGGGGAUCGAAAAGGACGAGUACUUCAACUGCCCCUCGGGCGAAGCCUUGAGGAACGCAAUCGAAGCAUUCCAGUUGCACCAAAUGAAGAAUCCCGACUGGUUUGAGAAAGAGUGCGUGACCAGCGAGGAGGAAGUGAGAGGGGAAGCCGAUCCACUUCUUAAGAUACCCAUGCAGCCGGUGUAUGAGUUAACGCCCAUGCUAAACAUCGGACUCCCGAUUCUUGUGAAGGAGGUCGACAUCAAUCAGGAGCCCCAGAGCGUCUGUGCAGUAAUUCCCCAAAUUCAAGAGAAUCCUGAGGAGUCGUCCGUGGUGAUUAUCAAUCCAAGAGUCCAGCCAGGGCACAGCGAAGUACUUUCCUAUUAUCCAGCAAUAGCACCCCUUGAAUUACCCAGCGUGAUUGGUAUUGGGGCGCCAAUGGACACGCAAAUCUACCCCCGUCUCCUCGCUGAAGCAGGACCAGUGGAAACCACGCAUCCUCCUUAUGCGUUUCCAACUGGGGAACCGUCAGAUAAUUGUCAGACGGACAGCAGAAAGUGCUUUUUGAUAGCACCUCCACCGUCAAUGGAGGACAGCUUCCAUCUAUACCAGGAAAUGGACAUGUCCCGGCCAGUAGAGAUGGAGGAAAGUGAAAUGGAGGGUGCUUCUGAGACGAGACCAUCACGAGGGUCCGAUCAGGGAUAUGGUUCCAGGUAUUCCACGGUGAGGGAGGACCUCAAGCUUCAGCAAGACCUUUCCUCUCUGGCCAAGUUACAAAUGGACCUCUUUUUCAACAGCCCGAUCUCUUCUGGUUUCUGCACCCAAACUAUGGAGACCUGAGUCUCUUUUUUUCAUUUGCAGUGUGCAGGAUGUUCUUGAACAGUAUGUGGUUGUUCAUCACUCUUCAAACAACAUUCAAACUAUUUGAGUCAACAGGAACAGGAAACGGACUAGAUGGAUGAGUUCAAUGAUCAGCAGUUUUAAAGUGAUUACGUGUUAUGUAUUUAUCAUAAAUAAUUAGACAUAAACACAAGAGUGUGAUCGGUUCACUUUUACUGUGGAGCAGAACAAGUACCUUGUUAAACAGCUUGAUAUAGAACAGCACAUCACAUGAUUUUAAGCUUAUGUUUAGCUACUGAACACAAGUCUAAGUAAUUUGAUUGGGCUUGCAAUGUUACAUUUGUAUUGUUUUUUUCAUAUUAAUUGCUCAUAUGAAAUGUUUUGUUGUAUUAUAUUGCACUAUUUUUUUAUUCAGUUUAACAGCUAUAUCCAUAUACCCAAGUUUGUAUAUAUAUAUAAUAUUGUAUAAGUAAAUUUCAAAAUUUAUGAA